This is a messenger RNA of Toxotes jaculatrix (banded archerfish), 2418 nucleotides long. RefSeq names its product zinc finger protein 16. The coding region runs from base 353 to 2332 and encodes 659 amino acids. The record is from RefSeq and is a predicted model, not a curated record. Gene Ontology annotation, biological process: regulation of transcription by RNA polymerase II. The transcript is spliced from 2 exons. Gene Ontology annotation, molecular function: DNA-binding transcription factor activity, RNA polymerase II-specific; RNA polymerase II transcription regulatory region sequence-specific DNA binding. Gene Ontology annotation, cellular component: nucleus. Lineage: Eukaryota; Metazoa; Chordata; Actinopteri; Toxotidae.
UGGAGGAGCUAGGUGUGUGGACGCCAUCAAAAACAAGACGGUGUCAUCAAAUGUGAAAACUGAAAGGUUUCUGUUACUGUAACCUGUCGAAGCGUGCAGGUAUUAUCGGUACAUGCGCGGCUGGAUGCGCUUCAGACACACAUCUUUUAAACCCUUUUACAUUCAAAGUCAUCCCGAACGCUAGCUGUUUGUGUUUAUUUUAAUAACGUACAGUAAAUGAGUUGGACGAACCGUCACCUUCUAGUUUUGGGGGAUCAGAUCAUUUCACUGUUGUUGUGUGCUGCAGGCAGCGGUGUACUGGUGCACUACCUGUGGACAGAGACCACCCAGAGGUCGCCUUGACCAGCUCCUUAUGUCUGAAGACUCGAGCAGCGAUGAGGAAUGGUGUACAUCUACAAAAAGCCAGGCAGUUGCAUACACCGAGGCAAAAUGUUGGGAAUGUGGCAAAAAGUUCAGCAGCAUAACAAACCUGAUGUCGCACUACAAAAGCCACGAUAUCAACGCCACCUGCCACAUCUGCAAGGUUAUUUUCCGACGCCUGACGUCACUCUCUACACACCUGGAUAAUGCACACUCUCCGCCCCUCUGCAAAAAGUGCCAGCAGUCUUUUAGUAAUGUGUGGGAACUGAACAAGCAUGCUGAGAUACAUUGCAUUGGCUCAGCGCCAUUUAAAGAAGCUCCCUCUUUGAUUUCUGCAGUCGUCUAUCAGAGUCAGAACACUGACAUCUUUUCUAAUGAGGUGACUGUACAGCAAAACACAAACUCAGUACCACGCAACUCAGAGUCAGAGUUGAGGCUCCAACAAAGAAUUGAGAUGAAGCCUGAGAGACCAGAGACACCUGAAAACAGUGUAGAGUAUAUAGUGGGUCAAGAUGAUAAUGAUAUUGACAUGGAAAGUGACUGUGAGAGGGUAGAAGAUUCAACAAACUCUGAAUCUGAGGACGAAAAUGAGGCACUCUCUAAACCCACCAACUUGUGUGCAGAUGAUCCAGAAUCAGAUGGCGGCUCGAACUCAAGUUCAACUGAUUAUUCCAGUGACUCUCCCAGUAAUCUGCACUCUAAAAACGCCCCUACAACCCUUCCCAGUGUUAAUAGUUCAAUAUGUACUGCAUGUGGUAGAGGGCCCUUUAGGUCAAUGAAGCUGCAUUUGCUGCACUGUAGUGGUAUAAGGGUAAAAUAUCAGUGUCCACUGUGCAAGAAGCUCUUUCUAACUGAGACUGCUCUUAAUGAACACUAUCUGCCUUUGUAUUCCUGUGACAUCUGUGGCCAGGUUUUCUCCCACGAGAGCUUGUACCAUCACCACCAGUGUCCCAAGGAAAGCAAAUCACCUUUGGUCUUCUUUUGCUCCGAGACAAUGCCAAAAUCAUGCAACAUAUGCAAAUCCUUUUUCACUUCUGAGAAAACCUUGUUAAACCAUGUCACCAGAGUUCACACGUCAGUGGUCAAAACCAAAGUAUGCAUUAUUACCAGUCCAUCAGCACUGACAGAUAAAAAGGUUUCACCGUGUGUCUUUGGCACAGCAGUCCAGUCAGCCAUCAGUAGUCCAAAUGUAGUCAGCCAGGUCAGUAAUGGAAAGCUCUGUACUGGCCAAACUUAUGCAGGGUCGCUGUCCACCCUUGCGAAAUCUAGCCCUUCCUCUCUCUUGACCUCCUACUCCCACACAGCCAGACCUCCUGCCCCAGUAUGCAUGGCGUCCUUUGCUGCACCUGUCAGAUCAGGGAAAGACGGUGCUGUAGGUCAACCAGCCAUCCAUCCUCCAAGCCUUCUUUCUGCACCUUUAUCUGUUCCUCCUGGAGCCCCUGACAACAACACUGCAGCCUCUGAACCUGCCUCCCCACCAGCGCCCACUAUUAUGGCCAUGUUUGAGAAUGACAGCCACGAUGUGGCUUUGAUGAAACGAAUGAACACAGGCUGGCGCUCCAAGGUCCCUUACCCCUGCAGGCAAUGUGGUGCCAUCUUGCGGCAGCCCUCCUUAAUGAUCAGCCACCGCUACCUCCACCGAGGCCGCCGGUCACACCAGUGCCAGUGUGGCCGAGCUUUUAAGCACCGGCUGCACCUCCUGCGACAUUGUGUUCAGCAUGCAGAGGCCGUAAGCUACAUCUGCGUCAGCUGUGGGGAGACUUUCAUAGGAGCAAGGCUCUUAGCCGAGCACAUGAAGGGUAAAUCACAGAAAAAGUCCCGUCCUUCUGGGCGUACAUGGAGCUGUAAAGUUGAGUGCAAAAUGCCCUUUACAUGUGACUGUGGACAAUUAUUUUUUAGACCUUCUGCUUACAUAUGGCACCAACUUCAAAACUGGACAAGAACUAAACAGUCGAGGAAACGCCUAAAAUGAUAAACCAUCAACAUUUGUCUGGAUUAUCCAUAGUACUCUUCUCAAACUUUGUGCACCACGCUUUAAAAUAAAGUGUUAAAUCAAAA